AUGUCGGAAGCCUCUCUUGCGGAGAACCGGUCCAAGCUGAAAGACUUUAUUGCUUCCAUCGCCACCAUCCGAGGCGAUCUAUCAAAUAUCACUGCCCCACCAUUUGUUCUCGACACCAAGUCUGCAGUUGAGCUUCCUGCUUUCUGGGCGGAACGGCCCUCGGUCUUUGUAGCACCUGCAGCUUCGGAAGACCCUGCGGAGCGAGCGUUGUUGGUGCUCAAAUGGUUCAUCUCGGCAUUGCGAAAUCAACAAUAUGCCGGCCGCUCGGAGGAAGAGGGCGUGAAAAAACCUCUCAACGCUUUUCUUGGAGAGGUUUUCGUCGCGCGCUGGGAGGAUUCGUCUGGUACGACGAGGCUUGUGAGUGAACAAGUCAGUCAUCAUCCGCCUGUGACAGCUUGUCGUGUUUGGAAUGAUGAGCACGGAGUUUCGGCAGAAGGUUACACUCGUCAAGAGAUCACCUUCUCAGGGAGUAUAAACAUCCAGCAGAUAGGCCACGCAACACUUUAUCUCUCCAAGCAUGACGAGACCUACCUGAUACCUCUCCCUAACGUCAAAAUCAAAGGAAUACUCACUGGUGGUCCUUACCCGGAACUCGAGGGUAAUUACAAGAUCCCUUGUACCAGUGGGUACACGUCAAGUAUAGAGUUCGAGGGUAAAGGGAUACUUGGGAGUGCAUCGAAGAAGCACAAGUUCGAUGCAAAAGUGUACCGUAAUGGCGAAGAAGAACGCCCUUUAUACACUGUUACGGGCAACUGGGAUAGUACAUUUGUCAUUCACGACAUUGGAAAAGCCCAAGAUAUUGAGACUUUUGAUGUGCAAACAGCAAAGACCACCCCGAUCAUGACCGAUUCACUAUCGGAGCAGGACCCAUGGGAGUCACGCUUGGCAUGGCGUGAUGUGAGGGAAGCUUUGCAGAAAGGCAAUAUGCAAGCUGCUGCUGAUGCGAAGUCCAAACUUGAGAACGGCCAAAGAGAUAUGAGAAAACUUGACGGUGACGGAAAGAACUGGAACCGUCUGUUUUAUGGGGCAGAUGACGUCGAUGAGGUGGCAGAGCGACUGGCGAGAGAGUUGGGAGACACCAUCGACCCGAAGGAGACAGUUGCAGCGUGGAAAUUUCGACUAAAGGACUGGGAUGAGGGGAAGUUCCAACGUCCAUAUCACGGUGAUAUCCUGCCUGAUAACAGUCAUGGUCAAAGGAAAGUGAACAAGGACAAGGAUGAGGCACCAAUUCAGACCAACGGCAAGCCUGUGGAGAAUAUUCAAUCAUCACUCUCAUCCAGGGAGGGAAAAUCCGACGAACACUCACUUCAGAUCAAUGAUCUCCAUGAUGCUCCGCAAGGCCUAGCCCUCACGCCUUCAGAGACAGGCAGCGAGAAGGAUAUCAUGAGCGCCGAAGAGAGGUCCAGAAUCGAAGAAUUCUUGAGAGAUAGAAAUUCAAACUCAGCACGCCGAUAG
This is a messenger RNA of Exophiala bonariae, 1455 nucleotides long. RefSeq lists its product as uncharacterized. The coding region runs from base 1 to 1455 and encodes 484 amino acids. Gene Ontology annotation, molecular function: oxysterol binding. The record is from RefSeq and is a predicted model, not a curated record. Lineage: Eukaryota; Fungi; Ascomycota; Eurotiomycetes; Chaetothyriales; Herpotrichiellaceae. Gene Ontology annotation, cellular component: cytosol; membrane; intracellular membrane-bounded organelle. The transcript has 4 exons.